AUGAACAGCAACAAGCCACUCAGUCCCACUGGCUCCUUUCCAAUCGAAACAAAUCCCAAUCAUCAUGCUCUAGACGAGUCACAAGAUGCUGGUAACUCUCAAGAAGCAGUUGUAAACAACAACAACAGCAAAACCAAAAAGCCUCAAUCGACAUUGAUCCACAUUAUUUAUUUGUCGGCCGCUGCCAUUGUGGGUGCCACCUUGCGAGUCUACCUUGGACGAUUGCUGGGUGGUGACUGCGAAGACUUUAUGGAAGCACCGCAAGACUUUUUGACGCCGCUCUCCAAGCACAUUUGCGUCACAUCCAAUGGUCGGAGUCUUCAAACCGGAGGCGCCUUGUUUCGGGACUUGCCGGCCAACCUUUUGGGAAGUUUCGUCAUGGGGCUUGUUUCUAGCUCGUCUGGCAUACGAAUUCCGUGGCUGCCCAAUAAUCACAUUCUGCAACAAGAUGAUCUUUUUCAUUUAAUGAUAUCGACAGGAUUCUGUGGGAGUCUCACGACCUUUGCAAGUUGGAAUACACAAAUGGUAGUCAUGAUGGAUGGAACAAUGACGGAAUUGGGAUCACAGAUUGUGGUGGCACUUUUUGGAUACCUUGUUGGAUUCAUGCUGCCCAUUUCGGCCUUUUCCUAUGGAAAACAAGUGGCGGUAUUACUUCAUACUUGGAAAGAAGAUCGAACAAACGACUCUUCCAAUCAAAAUGAUCAUAAUCAUAAUGAUGGUACUGGUACUGGUGGUGGAGAAGAAGUUGCAUCCGAUGAGCAGCAUGCCAAACCAUCCAAAUGUUAUUGCGACAAUCAUCAUCCAUGGAAGUUCCUCUUUUUGGUGACAGGUCUGGUGGUCCUGGCACUAUUCGUGGUGGGAUUUGUGAGUUAUGACGUUGCAUUUUACCAAAGCAUGAUAUUGAUAAUACCCUUGGCGCCAUUGGGUGCCCUGACGCGAUGGAAAUUGUCUCGUUUCAACAAUUCCAACCAUCGCAAGAUUUGCAACAAAUCGUUUGAUUGGUUCCCAUUCGGUACCUGGACGGCCAAUGUUGUGGGUGCAGUUUGUUCGAUUGCUUGUACCGCAAUACUGGAUAGACGGAGAAAACUAGUACUAGAGGGAAAAGCAGCUUAUGAUAUGGAUCCAUGGUCAAAUGCGGUACUCUUUGCAGUGGCAACGGGUUUUGGGGGCAGCCUUUCCACAGUCUCCUCCAUGGUCAAGGAAAUUGUAUCACUGGCGGAAGCAAACCCAAGCGUUGUACGAGCCCAUGCAUAUGCAAUUCUCACCUUUGCCAGUGCCAUGCUCAUAUCAUUGAUCAUCUAUUCUAUUACUCUCCGAAUGGAGUAA
This is a messenger RNA of Cylindrotheca closterium, 1326 nucleotides long. The record is from the annotation of a GenBank genome assembly. Lineage: Eukaryota; Bacillariophyta; Bacillariophyceae; Bacillariales; Bacillariaceae.